Molecule: messenger RNA, 960 nt
Organism: Micromonas commoda
Lineage: Eukaryota; Viridiplantae; Chlorophyta; Mamiellophyceae; Mamiellales; Mamiellaceae
Exons: 1
Coding region: 1-957 (318 amino acids)
Cellular component (GO): cytosol
Source: RefSeq, a predicted model, not a curated record
AUGGCCUCCAUCGCCCGAGCCGUCGCCGCCGCGACAGCCUCUUCGGCGGCACUCGUCGUCACCGUACACAGCGUCCGACGCGUGUCGACGCCUCCGAUUCGCCCCGCGCGUUCGGCCGAGCAUGCGAGACAGGCCCCGCUUCGCGAGUUUUACGGCACCGCCGCCACGUCCAGCCGGCAUCCCCCGCACGUGUGCAACGCGGCGGGGUUCAACUCGCGCCGCCUUCGGUCUUCGCAGGAACUCGUCGGCGACGGCGAUGCCGAGGAUGAUGAGGACUACGACCCUUACAUGCACGGCGGAAGGCCCAACCGCUCUGCCAUCAAGCGCCUCAUCGACGAGUACAAGGGCCUGACCAAGGAGCUCUGCGCGCUGCCCAAAACCUCGGUUGCGAAGAUCCAGAUGCCAGACGAGCUACGCGAGGAGGUCUACGCCGCCAUCAGCAUCACGAGCAACAUCGCGCGUAAACGCGCGGAAGGAAGGGUGACCAAGACGCUGCGACAGCUCAGCGACGAGGACGUGCUCCCCAUCCAGACCGCGGUCGAGAACAUCCAGAACGGCAUCGGGCUCAUCACCGUGCCGCCCGAGGUGGAGUCCACCGCGCACAUGUGGCGGUCCGCAUUGCUAAACGGGGACAAGGAUGUUCAAUCGGUGGUGUUCGGGGUGUUGCAGGAGAGGGAGGACUGGACGUUCACGCGGCAGGAGCUCGGCCAGCUGGCGACGACGGCGAGGAGGGAGAGGGAGGAGGCUGAGGCUGAGCGCGAGGCGUUUAAGAAAGCGCAGGAGGAGGCGGAGGCCGCCGCCGUCAUCAUGCCGGACGGGACCGCCGUGCCAUCGGCGAAGGGUCCGGUGCAGGUUCAACCCAAACGGAAGAAGAGCGGCGCGGGGAAGGCGACGAAGAAGCUGCUGAAGCACCUGAGAAAGAUCGCCGAGGUUGCUCACGACGAGGGGUUGUUGUAAUAA